Tinamus guttatus (white-throated tinamou) is the source of this 4643-nucleotide messenger RNA. The record is from RefSeq and is a predicted model, not a curated record. Lineage: Eukaryota; Metazoa; Chordata; Aves; Tinamiformes; Tinamidae.
AAUGAUUUUUUUCUUCCAAAAGACGACAGCACUUUAGUAGCUGCGUGACCUCCAUGAUGUCAGAAUGUCAUUGUGCAACCGUAGCUAAGAAAAGCCUCCGAGAAAAAACAAAGGAGCUUUGCAUCUCCCACUAACAUGAGAUGUGCAUAUACAGAAAGCGCAGCAAAUGCAUCUAGGAUCUAAUGUGCUAUGUGAAAUCUUUCUCCGUCAAGAGGAUGUUGCUGUAGUCAAUCCAGCCUUUCUCCAAUAAGCAAGAAGAUUGUUUUGUUUUCAUCGGCAGGCGGACUCAGCUAUCGCACAGACAGAUUCUGAUAAGAGUUUGAAAUGCCUACUACUGUAUCGUUGUAGAAUUUGGAGUUUGCUAACAGUGCUAGUGACUGGAGCUCAUCUUGCAUCACCAGUUGAUGACAAUUUUCUUUGUUCCCUCCCACCCAGUUGAACCAAGACUCUGUAGCCGAUAUGCAAUGUCACUUACAACAUUAAUCAGAUACUGCAUUUAAGUUCUCCUGAUCAUGGUCUAUUCAAGCUGCUUCCCAUCUGAUUUUUGACAACGGCUUCUAAAAAUUAUCAAGAAGACCGAGAAUUCAGUUUGUCUCCAUCGCUUUACGUAAAAAUGGCUGGGUGCAUUGCCACGCUAACACUGCACUAAGUGGUACAUGCAGACUGACACAGAGGAGCCACAGAGGUCCCACGAUCGCUGAGAUGAUUUUGCCGGGCAUAUCUGUUGACACCAGUUUAAAAAGACAGUAACAGACAAACAACCUGAAUCUAGGUAAAUGACAGUCAUGUCGCAUUCAAAGGAUCUCAAGGAUGACUUCCACAGUGACACUGUACUUUCCAUUUUAAAUGAACAGCGCAUUCGGGGUAUUUUAUGUGAUGUCACCAUAAUUGUGGAAGAUACCAAGUUUAAAGCCCAUAGUAAUGUGCUGGCAGCUUCAAGCCUCUAUUUUAAAAACAUUUUCUGGAGUCGUACUAUCUGCAUUUCAGGUCAUGUACUGGAGUUAGACGAUCUCAAAGCUGAAGUGUUUACAGAAAUUCUUAAUUACAUCUACAGUUCCACAGUAGUUGUUAAAAGACAGGAGACUGUAACAGACCUUGCAGCUGCAGGGAAAAAACUGGGAAUAUCAUUUCUAGAAGAUCUUACAGACGUUAAUUUUUCAAGUUCCCCCUGCCCCUAUGCAUACUGUAUCAAUGAAAAGGGAACUGUCAAAGAGGAAAAACAUGAAAAGAGACACGAAGACUCAGCUGUCACAAAUGGACCACGAAUUACAAAUGCAUUCUCAAUUUUUGAAACCGAGAAUAGUGUGUUUUCUCCACUCGAUUUGAGAGCAAGCUUCAAAAAGGUAUCUGAGGCAAUACAAACACCCACCACCAGCCUUGACAGAAGUGAGGCUUGCAAAGAUGCUGAAUCAGCCAGUACAUUAGCUGAACACUCAUAUGCAGUUUCUUCAGGGGGAGAUAUUUUUCAAGGUACAUCUUUUUCUGAACAGGACAACAGCCCUUCAUAUAAGAUGGGUGAAGAGCAUUAUGAAAAUGUCAAAGCUACACCACUCAUACAGCCAGGAAAACAGACCUGUGGUACUCCUAAGACUGCCUUUAAGGCCCAGAGCGCUGGCCUGGCUGUAGCAAAAGCGUCAGCCUCUACAGUAUCCAAUACAGAAGUCCAACAUGAAGCUGUUGCUGAUCAAACAAUUAUUUCUUUUCCAAAACCUCAAAAUAAAGCUGGGGAUUUCCAGUUACCCAGAGAAGAAGAAAAUAAAUCUGCUAACAUCCCUGUAUCUGUGGCAACUGUAGUUCCACCUGUUUUCAACUGUAACUGCUGUACAAAAUCAUUCAAUGACAGAGCUUUGCUCAGUACUCAUCUUCAGCUCCAUUCAGAGCACCAGGAAACUUUCAUAUGCAAAUACUGCAGCAAACAAUUUGCAAAUCUAAAUAUACUGGAAAGUCAUGAACAAGUCUGUAUGAGAUCAAGUAGUUUAUCUGUUCACAAUGGAAGUGAACAAAAUUUUUCAGAUAAUUAUACUGCUACAGAUGGAAGGAAUGGCAAUUCAUAUGCAAACACAGAGCCUCUAUUGUCUGAAAACAGCAUAACUGAUUAUUCUAAUGCAAACUGCACUUUACCAGAAACAGAUCAUUUAGUUAAAGUUGUUGAUGGGCAGAUAUUAUAUACUUGCAUAGUUUGCAAGCGUAGUUAUGUAACACUGUCUAGUCUUCGGAGACAUGCAAAUGUACAUUCAUGGAGAAGAACAUAUCCUUGCCACUACUGCAACAAAGUUUUUGCAUUAGCUGAGUAUCGCACCAGACAUGAGAUCUGGCACACAGGAGAAAGACGAUACCAGUGCAUUUUCUGUCUGGAGACUUUUAUGACUUACUAUAUACUAAAAAAUCAUCAAAAGUCUUUCCAUGCAAUUGACCACCGUCUCUCAGUAAAUAAAAAAACAGCCAAUGGAGGCUUAAAACCAAGUAUGUAUCCAUAUAAGCUUUAUCGACUUUUACCCAUGAAAUGCCGGCGACUACCUUAUAAGUCCUAUCGAAAUUCUUCAUAUGAAAGUGUUCAAGCAAGCAGCCAGGUUAAUGAAUCUACUUCUAGUAACUGUUUCAUUCCAAAUUCUCUUACUUCUGACUUACCGUCACUGAAUUUUCAAAGCAACAUACUGACAAACAACAGAACUCUUGCCUUGGACACCUCUUCACGUAAUGAUACAGCAGCUUCUACAAAUACUCAGAAUUCUUCCUCCUGGGGAGUGGGUAUAUUAAAUUCUGACCUGCAAAGUAACUUUUUCACCCGUGAAAAAACAGUUUCCACUGCUGCAAAUGCUUCCAGUUCUCAGGAACGUGAUUCCUCAAUUGUGUCUUUCACUAAUAUGAAAGAGAAUUCAACCUCUGUCAUCAGUUACAGCAGUUCUGCACCUUCUGUUAUAAUGCACAGUAGCAGAGUUUCAUCAGUAAUAAUGCAUAGUAAAACAGUCACUUCCAUAGAAAACAAUAAAGCAGAAUCUUCAAAUAACCUACCUAGUCAAUCUAUAAGUGAUGAUUGUAAAUAUGGGUCAGAUAAUUAUGGCAAAUGCAUUACUAAAUCAAAAACUAUUAAGGAGAAAAAGAAAACACUGCUGUACAACAGAGCAGAAACGAGUGAGGAUACGCAGUACAUCACAGGAGCUGGAGGUACAUCUAGCAAAACAACAAAUACUGUUCAAGAGUCAAGUAAAACUGAAACAUACAUUGCAAAGCCCGCCUUACCUGGAACGUCUACUGACAGUAAUGUUGCUCCUCUUUGUCAAAUAACAGUAAAAAUUGGUAAUGAGGCUAUUGUGAAAAGGCACAUUUUAGGAUCUAAGUUGUUUUGUAAAAGGGGUCGAAAGUCUAGAUAUGAGUCUACACAGGACAACCUAGUCGAGGAGUCGGAAGUGGAGGCAAAAGAAAGAAGCCCAUCUCAGCUCUACAGUGCGGAAUGCAUGGAGCUGCCAGAAAUGUGUGAUGAUGUGAGUGAUCAGGAUUCCAACGAUAAGCCCUGGAGACCUUAUUACAAUUACAAACCAAAAAAGAAAUCUAAACAGCUAAGAAAAAUGAAAAAGACUAAAUGGAGGAAAAAGCAUGGAUACAAGAACUCCAUUAAGGAAAGUCACAACACAUGCAGCCGAGAGUAUGCACUGAGGAAUGCACCUGAGGAAAAGGGCAUCAGUCAAGAGGAAAACCCCAAGAUGCCCAAUCUUCACUGUGAGCUCUGUGAAACAGACAAAUCUACCACCGCAGAAAGUCAAGAACACAUACACUGGCAUGUAGCUACUUCGAAGCCUUACAUUUGUGAAUUAUGCCAAAAACAAUUCCAAAGUCCAUCCACCCUAAAAAUGCAUAUGAGGUGUCACACUGGGGAAAAGCCCUACACCUGCAAAACCUGUGGUAAGUGUUUUUCCAUUCCUGGGAAUCUACAGAAGCAUGAACGUAUUCAUUUGGGGGUCAAAGACUUUGUCUGCCAGUACUGUAAUAAGGCAUUCACUUUAAAUGAAACGCUCAAAAUACAUGAAAGAAUUCAUACUGGAGAAAAGCGGUACCACUGUCAGUUCUGCUUACAGAGUUUCUUGUAUCUUUCUACCAAAAGGAAUCACGAGCAAAGGCACAUACGUGAGCAUAAUGGAAAAGGAUAUGCUUGCUUUCAAUGCCCCAAAAUUUGCAAGACAGCAGCUGCUCUGGGAAUGCACCAAAAGAAACAUCUAUUCAAAAACCCAGGCUCACAAGAUAGGAAAGAACAUUUUUGCAAUACAAGUGCUAAACUCUUGGAAAAUCAACAUUUUCUUGGCUCAGAAGGGAAUGAAGUGAAAAAUAUACAAAAUAUAACUCCAGAAGUUAUACUCUGAGUGACAGUUGUACAAAAGAGGAGAAAAAUCCAAAUAUGUAUAUUGGAAAAAAUAUAAAGGCAUUGAAUGGGGAAACUUUUCCACUCAAAUCAGUAUCAUUUACAAAAAUAAAGAUCAAAGUUCUUCAUCUAAAUGUAUGUCAAUAUAUGCAAAAGAGGAAGGGGAAAAAUCAUUGAAAAGAAAAACUGGUAUUUUGCAAUAAUACAAACCUAAUGUGAAAGAGAAUGAGGGUCUGACCCAAACUACUUUUGCCACAAUAGACUUCUAAUAUACAUAUAGAGAGAGAGA